UCAUAGGUCUAUAUCCUCAAGCACACGGCUAUGAAAAGGGUACUGACUCUCACAACACAACUUGCAUUCAAAGUUGAAAUGAAGCCAGAAACAAGAGGGGAAAACAAUUCAUCACUGCACAAAGAAUCUAGUCCCCAGACUCAACUUCUUGUCUGACAGCUGAGUUCAGCUUUCUGACAAAGGGAAAAGAAGGGAUCUCAAUGGAUCUUCUCUCCACAGACGAUGAAAACUGGUCAGUGCCAACACUCACAGACUGUCAAAUUAAGGAUUCAGACACAGUUUCUGAAUUGUCAGGGAUAGACGCCGUGUCUGAGCUCUCUGACUCCAAGGUGGACUUCGCACGAAAUGUUUCCUCUCACGGCCGAGACCCAGACGGUGUGAAUUCUUUGACGCCGGGCUGCAGAUCAUCACAGCGUUGCUCACUUAUCUCAGACCAGUCACCGAAGGAUGAUGGCGUCAGGAUUCACAGCUGUUUGGGUCCAUCAGAGUCUAAAUUACCCAUUUUACCUCAAGUCUCUCGUGCCUUUAUUUCACCCCGAUCCAUUUUCACAGGGUCUGUCUAUUUCUCUCGCUCGCAAGCAAUGUCUACACCUGAAUCCAGAUCAGACAAUUUAAUGGAGCCCUCUUUUACUGAGUCUGAACACAGUCAAUACAAAACUGUAUUUGGGUCAUUAUCAGAUAGUUUAGACAGUGAUACAGCUGUAGAACCAAUGCCAGACCUUUAUAUUUUUGAAAGUGGUACACAUGACUUCACCCUAAGUCAAGCUGCAGAUGCCAACAAGAUUACAUGUCCUGAAUACCUGCCAUCAUCACAGGCAGGUGUGGAGAAGGCGAACUGUGACGUGCACGUCCUAAUGAGUAAUUCAGCUGGCAUUGUAACACAAUGUCAUGGCAGCUCCAGUGAAGAAAGACAUAAAGAGAAUGAUGUGUCAGAUGUAAGCCAACAUGAGGAGUUACGAGCACCUGCUGUGGAUACCGGGAAGGUGGAUUCAAUGUCAGUAAACAAUGCUGGAUCAGGGAAACCAGAGGUCAAUGAUGUAACCCUCCGAAUGCGGCACAACAGCCCUAUUGAGAUCUGGUUGGACGCAUGCCAGUAUCUGACGGAUGAAGAUGCAGAAGAUUGGGAUGUUUUGGACAAGACAGGUUACUCUUUGAUGCAAGGAGAUCAUUCAGCUUCAAGUGUCCCCUUCAUUACUGCAGAAGAGAGAAAAGUGUCGGAUUACAACCCUAUUAGUAGCAAGGGGAUUGGCUGGUCCAGCGAUGACACUAGAGGUCGGGGGCCACCAUUUGAAAGGUGGCCAUCAGUAGACAGCUGGGCAACGGCACUAUCAGACUGGACUGGAAUCAUUGAGGCUUCACCAGAAGACAUCACAACUGUCUUUGCAGAGAUAGGGGCAGGGAUAGAUGCUCUAACACAGGCUUUAGAAGAGGCAAAUACCAACAUAGAGUCAGACGCACUGCGAGAAGGUCCGGAAACAACAGUGGAGGAAGAACGCCAGCAAACUAUGGGUGUACAGGAUCAGCAUCUAAAGACUCAAAACAUCUCAGAGAGCUCCAUCCAAGCUGAGCAAAGCGGUCUCUCUUUGUGCCUCAAAGCUGCAGGACCAGAACUCCUUGACGGAGGCUCCCAGAGGACCGAAUGCCCUUAUGAAUGGGAGGCAGGUGAUCUUCCAAGCUGCCAGGCAGAGUGCUCUUCAUCCAUGGGUCCAUCCUCUGGAAAUGGAGAUCAACCUGGCAUCCCUCCUGGAUUAUACAGUGUUGACGGAAAUGAGAUUCCACUGACCGCUGGAUCUACUUCUUCUGGUGAUGCAGAUCCUUCUCAGUUUAGUGGAUACAUCAAGUUCUUGGAGACAGAUAUUUCCGACCACAGUGAAGACGAUCAAAUUAUCCUGAAUAUAACAGAGGAUGCAGACUUGAACACACCUGCAGAGCUUGGUUUUGAAAAGCCAUUUGGAGAUCUACUGUGUCAAGUGACAGAUGAAUGUGGCCCCCUCCAGCUGGACUCUGUGGCCCUGCAGCAGCUUGAUUGUAGGGGAAACAAGACGACAGCAGAUCUCAGUUUCCUCACCAGAGACCGCGAGAUAAAGUCUGACCUGCCUGGUGUGGGCAAACAACCUGACCUGCAAACACACCCGCGAUCUAACACUUUAGGAGGCUUUGAUGGAGCAUUACUCGAGGAGCGACAUUUGGGGAGUCCUGAGUUUAUUGUGCCCUUAGCUCCACUCUGUACGGGUGCUUCCUUUGUUUGUCGGACAAACAGCAAUUUGGAGGCAAAUCAAAUCCAUACAAAACGGUCUGUCAAUGACAGUAUCAGUUGUCAUCACAUACUACACAACACACUUUCCCCAACCCCAGAUGGAAUUACUAUGGAGUCAUUUUUGAGAGGUCGUGAGAAGUUGAUUCAUAAAAGGCAGAAUAUAAUAAACACCACAAAGGAAUCUUCACUGGACCCACUGCAGGAGAUCCACACUGGUGACGCCACAAAGUUUUUCCUCCCUGCAAGACAAACGCCAACUGAGAGGAGCAGCAAUCUCAGUGGACAACCGGCAGACUUCACUCUUGACCCUGCUGACAAUUUAUUUAUAUCCAAGGAGAACCGUGUUGCAUACAUCACUUUAGAUUUGAAUGACCCAUUUGUCCCCAGGCCUGCAAAACCGGUCAAGACAGCUACAAAACCUAAGAAGGUAGAGCUGAACAUGCCUCACAGAACGCACAAGGACAGCAAAGCGCGCUCCAAAAAAGAGAAAUCAGCUGGUCAUCAUCAUCAUCAUCAUCAUGUACAAAGUUCCAAAAUGCCAGAAAGUCCUCAUCAUGUUUCUCCUCAGCAGAUAAGCAAACAGCAAGAAAGUCUUGCUACCACUGGAGAAAAUCAUACCAGUGACAACUGUCCUCCUGGGCUUGAGUCCAAGGAUGUACAACAGGUGAUUGAAACUGCUGUGAGGAAUGAAAAGAGUACAAGCAAGUACCAUGGCAAAAAGAAAAAGAAACAUGGACAAAACACAACAGUAAAGAGUGGAGGGGAGUCAUUGAUUGAUGUGGACAAUGGGACAAAGCCAAAGACUGCAAAGGGAAAGGUUGACAUGUUUGAGGCCAAGCUGGGCACUAAAGCUGGGAAAGUUCACAAGGAUAGUGAUCAGACUGAUGGCACUGAGAAAAGGAAUGAUAAACCAGAGGCUAAAGCGCCACAGGAGGAACAAGGUCAGCGUCACGCAGAUCACAAAGACCAGUCAAAAAAUCUCACCAAGCCUCUGAAUGACGACGUUAUCAAAAGGCGGCGCCUGUUUGGGGAUACGUUCGGGAAGAUUAUCAGCAACUUGGAGACUAAACUCCCAAAGACGGAUGCCUCCAUAACGGCAAAAGGAGAGGAGAGCCAAGCAAAUGUUGGAGCAGCUCGCAAGAAAGCCUACAGUGAGGCGGUCAAACAGAAAAUCCCACCAAGAGAAGAUAUCAAGGUGCUGCAGCCUAUUCAGGCAGAGUCUGUGAGCGGAGACCCCCAGAGUCUUUGCCUGUGGUGUCAGUUUGCUGCAGGAUCCUCGGACUACACUGUGACCUGGAGCAGAGAGGGGGCCGUCCUUGCAGAGACCAAGAGAAGUGGAGGAGAUGAGAGCAGAGUGUCUCUGACCAUCAGCAAGGCUGCUUGUAAAGAUCUGGGCAAGUACCAGUGUCGGCUCAGCAGCUCACACGGCUCUGUCAGCCUGGAUUACCUGCUCACGUAUGAAGUUCUCAGUGAGAUUGUCAUCCCCCAGUCUCCGAACAACGUUUCAUCUGCCCCUGAAGACGUGUGCAGGGAAGAAGAGGAUGUCCACUGUUCCAGGCUCCUGUUCAGAAAGGAUUUCCUGUCAGACCAAUACUUUGGAGAGAAACAUCCCAUCAGCAUCCUCACUGAAAAGAUUCACUUUGGAGAGGGGAUGCAUCGGCGGGCUUUCCGGACCAAGCUGCAGACGGGUCAGAUGCCCCUGUUAGUGUCAGGACACUCGUGUGUGCUCAAGGUGCACAACUCUAUCAGCUACGGGACCAAAAACAAUGACGAGCUCAUUCAGAAGAACUUCAGUUUGGCUGUGGAGGAGUGUCAGGUUCAGAAUACUGCGAGGGAGUACAUCCAAGCGUACACCGCUGCAGCUCAGUCUGUCGAAGCCUUCGGACACAUCCCGGAGAUCAUUCCCAUCUACCUGGUUCACCGCCCAUCCAACGACAUCCCCUACGCCACACUGGAAGAGGAGCUGAUUGGCGACUUUGUUAAGUAUUCAGUCAAGGAUGGCAAAGAGAUCAACCUGAGGAGACGGGACUCGGAGGCGGGACAGAAGUGUUGUGCUUUCCAGCACUGGGUCUACGAGAACACAGAGGGAAACCUGCUGGUCACUGACAUGCAAGGAGUCGGGAUGAGGCUUACUGAUGUGGGGAUUUCCACCUGCAAGAAAGGAUAUAAGGGAUUCAAAGGCAACUGCUCCACUUCCUUCAUUGACCAGUUCAAGGCAUUGCAUCAGUGCAACAAGUACUGUGAGAUCCUGGGGCUCACAUCCAUGCAGCCCAAGGCCAAAAAGCCCUCUGCUCCAAAAAAGAAACCACCGCCCUCUGCUGCACCCAAGAAGAAAACAUGUGGGCCACCAAUCAAAGGCAAAUCCUAAUGGAAGAAGAAUGUUGGAUUUAUGGUUUUAUUUUUCAUUUGAUUGGUGGGGACUGUCUUUACCUACUCUGGACACAACCAGCAGAUGUUUGAUCUGUACUGAAGGCCUUGGUUAGAAUUCAUCCUUUUUCUUCAAAAGUUCAAGGAAAACCUUGCGAUCACUUUAAGGAACGCAGAACAAGUUUGUCCCAGGUGGUGAACUAUAAUGUCUUAGCUUGAUUGAUGAGUUGCAAUGAUUUGCUUUCAUUUUUUUUUUACUUCUGUGAUGUUUUCAAAAGCUUGGUUCAUUACAUUAAUGGACGUAUUAUUUGAUUGAUUAGAAAAAGGGGCCCUGAAGUAGAGCGAGCGGGUGCUCCUGGUGUGAUUGGUUUGCCAGGUGGCAAAGAAGAUAAAUUAUUACAAUAGUUUAUUGAUUUAGUGAGGCCCUGGAUGAGCUCACUUUUAUAUAUUUUGGAAACAACACAAGGACAUUGUGUACACUUAGAGCUUAUGGAAACUUUGACCGUAUUUGAUGAAAAAUGUGACGAUUUCUUGAUUGCUUUUAGUUUUUCUUUACUGUAACAUUGAUUUUAAAUGUCUCUCAGCCAGUUUGGAGAGAUUGGAAGCUUGUGUGAUACAAGCGGACUAAAUGGACUAAGAAGAGGGGGGGUCGUGUGAGUCCCACAUCUUUUUAGUUACACAUAUGCCCUUUAUUAGAAAAUUGACCAAUUUAGCCUCACCAAAAACAAAAGUAGAGUCUUUUAAAAGACCAUAACCUGCAGCAGAGGUGGGUAGAGUAGCCAAAAAUUGUACUCAAGUAAAAGUACUGUAACUUCAGAAUAAUAUGACUCAAGUAGAAGUAAAAAGUAGUCAUCCAAAUAAUUACUUGAGUAAAAGUAAAAAACUACUUGGUGAAAAAACUACUCAAGUACUG
Molecule: messenger RNA, 5537 nt
Organism: Cololabis saira (Pacific saury)
Lineage: Eukaryota; Metazoa; Chordata; Actinopteri; Beloniformes; Belonidae
Gene: alpk2
Product: alpha-kinase 2
Exons: 11
Coding region: 201-4625 (1474 amino acids)
Biological process (GO): protein phosphorylation
Molecular function (GO): ATP binding; protein serine/threonine kinase activity
Source: RefSeq, a predicted model, not a curated record